This is a messenger RNA of Trypanosoma brucei brucei TREU927, 2490 nucleotides long. RefSeq lists its product as hypothetical. The record is from RefSeq and is a predicted model, not a curated record. Gene Ontology annotation, cellular component: trans-Golgi network membrane. The coding region runs from base 1 to 2490 and encodes 829 amino acids. NCBI's taxonomy places the organism in Eukaryota, Euglenozoa, Kinetoplastea, Trypanosomatida, Trypanosomatidae. The transcript has a single exon.
AUGGAUUGGGCCCUCUUUAGCCGUGCUGUGGAGGAUAGCGAUGAGCCAACGCCUGCCUAUAUUUAUCGUGAAGUGGCAAGGUGGACUAUGCAUGACUUGAGGUUGCAGAGGAAGCUUAUUGACGCCCUCUUUACGGAGUUGAACACAACAUCAAGCCCACGAGUGAUGUGUAAAGUGUUGCGCAUAAUUAAAGCUGUUUGCGAAAUGGGACAUGACGGCUUCCAGCAAGAAGUUCAGAAGGGCAGUCGAGUGGCGGUAGUAAAAAGAUUUGUUAGUCAUGGCGCCGUUCCAGGAAAUGCGCAGCAUUCUCAAUUGUGCGAAAAAGUUCGUCAGACGGCACGGGAGGCAAUGGAGGCGAUCUUUGGAGACCACCAAGAAAUACGGAAGGCUGCGAUGACAUCGUAUGGAAGUGGUAGUAGCGUAGAUGUCAAACAUUGUCGAAGUGGGAUUGCGUCGGCUGGUGGGGGUGUGAAGCAACCAACAGAAUCAACUACGGGCACUACUGGUGUUCUAAUUUCAACCGUAGCGGAAAAGGUUGUGUCGAGUCUUGGUAUUCUGACGAAACGAGAAGAGGUUUUGCGUCGUGCGCACGCGAAGGAGCAACUCUACAGUGAUAUUAUUAGGGCCACUUCGAGCAACUCUGGAGAAGGACUCCUGUCUGAAGCGGACAUGAGGGUUCUUCAUUGUCAUGACUCGGGGGUGGCUUUCGAACCGCCGCCAUCUUCAAAUUGCGAAAGCAAUCACAGCACUGACAGCGCAUGGGGAUUCAUAAGCGGCAAUCAAAAAGUUGGGGACGGCUCCGUCGCGUGUGUGAAGGGUGCUGGUGUCAGUGGUCACUCACCGCAGCCACCUAACCCCUUCCAGAUCUGCGUCCAACGCUUGUGCCAGGUGAAGAACACGCCACAGCGGGUGGAGUUGUACGGCUUCGUUACACAGUGCCUUGAAAUAGGAGAGAAAAUGAUGCAGCAGCAGGGAAAUUUUGUGGGUGGAGUUAGCGAAAAAGGUACCGAAGUAAGCUGCUGGAGCCUAUUGGCUGAAGCGGUGGACGAGCAGAUGACUCCUGUUCGUCCUUGGCAACGGCGCCUGAACGCCCUGACUGCGCUUGAGGCACUCUUGCUAGCACGUGGUGACGACCCCAUGACAUCACCGAUGCGUCGUGAUGUAGCAGAUUACUUUUGUAAAAAUCCCCAAGGUGUAGAGCGGAAUGUUUCGGUUGUGCAAGCGACGUUACGAGAGCAGGCGCGCCGUCUUGUGGAACUUCUUUGUCUUCCAGCAGUGAUCUCAAACUCUUCGGUGACCGGCGACUUAGUUACGAUCUCUACUGCUGGCAUCCCAGUGGUACCGAAGGAAGGUCAACUUGUGAAAGGUGUGUUCGACAACUUUAAAGGAUCAUCAUCACCCGAGAGUUUAGUAGGCGGAAUGGAACAUGUAGUUAGCACUGAAAAUGUAACAACUUCACGUGGGCUGGAUGUGACCGGCAUGACAUUGAGGGGUGCUCGUCACCGUUCCAGUAACCGUACAACACUCAGAAGGCGAGCACCGGUGCUUGAGGCACGGAGAGGUGACAUUGAUGGUAAAGGUGUUUUCAGCGGUGACAGAGGACCAUCUGAAAUAAGUAGAAGUGCUGGUUGUGGUGGUGCUUCAACAGACGCCUUUCCUGCCGGAACAGACGCGGAUCUGUGCCCGUUCCACUAUGUUGAUGAGAAGUUACGCGAUGGGGGAGCAACACGUGACAAGUUUUUCACGGAGCAGGGCGCUUCCCCACCUAUUGGCAACAGUGUGUUAGAUGAGCUUUUUGGGGGAACAACAAUGUGUUCCACGGUUUGCCAAGCUCCUUCCGGAUGUGCACUUCCCGCCGGUGGUACUAGUCUUUGGGGAGGUGGAACUGAAAUAAAUGGCUUUGACCCUUUUUCGGAAACCAGCGGUACUUCGGGCGACAGAACGACACUUCCGACUGCAACGUCGCAACAACAACUGAGGUCGUCACAGUCCUGGGCUUGCUUUGAACCGGCAAAGCAGACUAUUGAUUCUGACGGGGACGGUCGUACGCCAAAAACAGCGAGCUUUGUUUCUCCUGAAGUUUUCACUGGAACGAUCGCCCAUGCAGUCGCAACAUCAGGUUCAUCUUAUCAAAUAGCUCAACCGCAGCAGCGGAUGGAGUGGCUCACGGGCAACCCACAGGGAAGCCACAGCCCUGCAGGAGUUUCCCACUUUCAAGCGCCGCAAGCUCAGCAGCAGCAUCUAAUGCAUCUAAUCUCACAACCCCAACAAUUGCAACCUGCGGACCGAAUCAGCAGUGAGGCCGAUGGCUUAACCCCCACUGUCACUGUCGAUCACUGCCCCAACACUACAACCGUGCACACACAUUCACACUUUAUGAUGGGUGAGGUGCCCGACUCUGCCAAUGCCGUGAGAGAAACGCUCCUUAAGUUGCAGGCAGAUAUGAAAGCCAGUAUAUCUGCAGCGAAAUUACAGUACCAAAGUGAAUGA